Octopus sinensis (East Asian common octopus) is the source of this 2684-nucleotide messenger RNA. Its product is annotated as beta-galactosidase. The transcript is spliced from 17 exons. The record is from RefSeq and is a predicted model, not a curated record. Gene Ontology annotation, biological process: carbohydrate metabolic process. Gene Ontology annotation, cellular component: vacuole. NCBI's taxonomy places the organism in Eukaryota, Metazoa, Mollusca, Cephalopoda, Octopoda, Octopodidae. The coding region runs from base 202 to 2145 and encodes 647 amino acids. Gene Ontology annotation, molecular function: beta-galactosidase activity.
UUCUCAUAUUUGUUUAUCUGCCUCAAAAUUUAUUGAUAAGAGCAUAAACCAGUUCAUUCUGAAUAAGUGAAAAACAGCAAAUAACUAUAUUAGCCCGACUGCUACCAGAUUUGAAUGUUUUGCAGUCUGCUAUGUGCUUUCCCAAACUACAACACUUACGUCCCUUUGUAAAUUUUUGAUGAUAUUCGAUAUUCCUCCGAAAUGACUGCAAUAAUCCUAACGUCUUUGCUAUUGUCGCUUUCAAUUGUUCCCGUUUUUAGCCAGUCAUCAAAUCGUUCAUUUACAAUCGAUUACGAGCACAACACCUUUGUUAAAGAUGGCAAGCCAUUUAGAUAUGUGUCUGGCAGUAUGCAUUACUUCCGUACACCUAACUACUAUUGGCACGACAGAUUGUCUAAAAUGAAAGCUGCUGGUUUGAAUGCCAUUCAGACUUACAUAGCAUGGAAUUUCCACGAGCCUUUACCUAAAGUCUACCAGUUUUCUGGGGAUCAUGAUUUGGUAGGAUUUUUGAAAACAGCUCAAGAUGUUGGCUUGUUGGUAAUAUUACGUAUUGGUCCUUACAUUGAUGCAGAAUGGGAUUUUGGUGGUUUUCCUUCAUGGAUGCUUUCAAGUACCUCAAAUAUAACACUACGUACCAUAGAUCCAGUAUAUCUCAAGUAUGUGGAUGAGUGGCUUGAUAAAUUGCUUCCUUUGCUGAAGCCCAUGUUAUAUUUAAAUGGUGGUCCUGUCAUUAUGGUUCAAGUAGAAAAUGAGUAUGGCAGCUACUUUGCAUGUGACCAUGAAUAUAUAAGGCAUUUAGAGAGAAAAGUUAAUCAAGCGUUCGAAAACAAAGCCUUUCUGUUCACAACUGAUGGAAAUUCUGUAGGCCGUAUUAAAUGUGGUGCUUUGCAAGGGAUGUAUGCUACUUGUGACUUUGGUAUAACAAAAAAUUUUACAAAGAGUUUUGCUGCACAAAGAGUAAUUGAGCCUAGAGGUCCUUUUGUUAAUUCAGAAUUUUACACUGGUUGGCUUGACCACUGGGGUGAGAAGCAUAAUACAGUUGAUGCUGACAAAUUUGCUGAUAGUCUUGACUUGCUGUUAAGAUAUGGUGCAAAUGUCAACAUGUACAUGUUUGAAGGUGGGACCAACUUUGGAUUUUGGAAUGGAGCCAACAAUCCUCCUUACAAAGCAGUGCCAACUAGUUAUGAUUAUGAUGCUCCUUUAACUGAAGCUGGUGAUCUCACUCCUAAGUAUUUCAAGAUCAAAAAUGUCAUUUCCAAAUAUUUUCCUGUAGAAAAGAAGGCUGUUCCACCUUCAACACCUAAAGCAAACUAUGGCAAACUAUUUCUUCAGAAGGGAGCCUCUGUUUUAGACCUUCUAUCAUACCUGAUGCCAAAGGGACCAAUCCUAACUAAAUAUACUGUUGCUAUGGAAGAUGUUAAACUGUAUUAUGGGUUCACAUUAUACAGACACCAGCUUCAAUCUUCAGUGUAUCAGGAGACUUUGAUAGGUCUUGAUGUAAGGGAUAGAGCAUAUGUUUCUGUGAAUCAGGAAUUCAUGGGUAUUUUAGAAUGGCAGUGGACAUAUGGGAUGAACAUCACAGGUAAAGCUGGUGACUUCUUGAAUAUUCUUGUGGAAAAUCAAGCUCAUAUAACAUUUGGCAACACCAUUAACGAUAACCUCAAGGGAAUCUUGAAAAGUUUGACCCUUAAUAACCAAACCCUUACCAAUUGGGAAAUGUAUCCAUUCUAUGACAUGCAAAGUCCAAACAAGACAGUUGUUGAAUCUUUCUUGAAAAAAGCUACAGAGAAUUCAAAUACAACAUCUUUGAAAAUUCCAACAUUCUAUCAUGGUCUCAUAAAUUUACCAAAUGAUAAAAGUCAAGUAAAUGAUACUUAUAUAGAUUUAAAACACUGGACCAAGGGUCAAGUGUACAUCAAUGGCUUUAAUUUAGGAAGAUACUGGACAGCAAAAGGCCCUCAAAUCCGAUUAUUUGUGCCCAAGACAGUAUUAGUACCUGGUGUGAAUAAUGUUGUGCUGUUCGAGCUAGAAUCAGCUCCCUGUGGUGAAGGAGAUCCUUGCAUUGUCACUUUUGUUGACACUCCUUUAAUUAACUCUACUACCAUAAGCAGUCGUGUUGUAUCUCAACAACAUACUUUACAUUAAUUUCAGUAAAAAAUUACAUUGAAAUUUUUAAUUUUUCUUUAAAAAUAUUUAAUUUAAUCUAAUUGAUUAAGUGAAAAAGUUUUAUAUUUUUCUAUUUCAAUUUUUGAUAAAUCAUUGUCAGACAUAAGGGGAUAACUUUUAAUCUUUUAACUGCAAAAAUAAAUUUCAUGGCCAUUCCAAUAAUGAUUGUUAAAUAUCUAUCAAAAAAACAUAAAGUUAGUAUUUUCUGUAAGUUACAUUGUCUCAAUAAUGUUGACAUAUCUGAAAAGAAAAUAGUUUUGAACAUGACAUUCCUCAACAAAAGAUAGAUUGGUAUAUAUAAAAAAAAAAAAGCUGCUUUCUGUUUUUAAGCAUAAUGAAAUUUUGAGUGGAUAUAUCUGAUUUUUGCAGUAAAAGGGUUAAGUUAACUUGAAUUAAGUGAAUUUGAUUAUCACAAAAUGUUAUAUUAUUAAAAUAACAGUGGAGUGGACAAAACAAAAAAAAGUAGUGUUUGACAAAAUGCCUUGCAGUAUUUAGUUAUGGCUCCUCACCUUUCAACU